CAACCGCCUCCUGAGUUCCUGACUCGCACACUGUCAAAGCAGCGCUGAGGUCAAGGGGAAAUGAGCAUGGCCGCCUUGUUAAGAGGCUAUCGAAGUCUUUAUAAAAGGUGCAAUAAACAUGCGGACAUCACGCUUGUAUCAUGUAGAUCAAUGGCUUCUAAGACUCCAGUCGGUUUCAUUGGAAUAGGUAACAUGGGCACACCCAUGGCGAGAAAUUUACUGAAGCACGGAUACCCUGUUAUUGCUACUGAUGUCUUCCCUGAAUCCUGUAAAGAACUUUGUGAUUCGGGAGCACAGAUCCUAGAUUGCCCUGCUGACGUGGCUGAAAGAGCAGACCGCAUUAUCACCAUGCUGCCAUCCAGCCCCAACGUCAUAGAGGUUUACACAGGACCCAAUGGGAUACUUAAAAAAGUAAAAAAGGGAACACUACUCAUUGACUCCAGCACUAUAGACCCUUCAGUGUCCAAGGAGAUGGCCGUUGCUGCGGAGAAGAUGGGUGCAGUAUACAUGGAUGCUCCAGUGUCAGGAGGUGUUGGGGCUGCCAGUCUGGCUAAACUCACAUUCAUGGUGGGUGGAGUGGAGGUGGAGUUUAACGCUGCCAAAGAGCUGCUCACAUGUAUGGGAGCAAAUGUAGUGUACUGUGGCCAAGUGGGAAGUGGACAGGCAGUAAAAAUCUGCAACAACAUGAUGUUGGCAAUUGGCAUGAUUGGUACGGCAGAGACCAUGAAUCUUGGGAUUAGACUGGGUUUAGAUCCGAAGCUACUGGCAAAAAUUCUCAACAUGAGCUCGGGACGAUGUUGGUCUAGUGACACGUACAACCCCGUCCCUGGUGUCAUGGAGGGAGUACCGUCUGCGAACAGUUACCAGGGAGGCUUUGGCACUACGCUAAUGGCUAAAGACCUUGGUUUGGCUCAAAACACUGCUACCAAUACCCGGAUCCCAAUUCCUCUCGGCUCUUUGGCACAUCAGAUAUACCGCAUCAUGUGUGCUCGUGGCUAUGCAAAUAAAGACUUUUCAUCCGUCUUCCAAUUUUUACGCGAAGAGGGGGUACAGUAGAGUGAAGCUGGCCCAAACGCUGUAUGUGCAAAACAAAUGUUAUGAACAGCCGGUGUAGUGUUAAAAUGCAUGCAUGUCUGUUUUGAAAGGGAUGUUAUGUUGAAUCUAAUGUGUGUUUAGCAUUGAAAAUCUAACACUUCCCUUUUAGGCUGUAGCAAUGGAGUCAAAAAUGUACUGAAAUGUAAAAACUCUUUAUGCAGACUGUGCAAGUAAUUCUUCAGGUUUGCACAACUGUUGUGCUCAAAUUUAUACACACAUUCUACAGACGAUUCGACUUUCCAUUUCAUUGGAAGAUAUAACUCCUGUAAAGCCCACAUUGUGUAGAGCCAAUGAGAGCAUUUUAUUUCUGAGCCGAAAUUGUUUUGUGGUCCUUACUUUUCGUUUAUUUAAGUUUAUGCUGCUAAAAAUACUUCAGGAUAUAUAAGACAUACCUCAUACACAUCAGUUUUUACUUGAACUGAAUCCUAACUGUGAUCUUUUUUUUACAACAAAUAGCAGUUCCCUCCAAUUUCUGGAGUUUGCACGUUUCAUAUAAAAACUGACCUGACUGUUUAUUAUUAUAAAAUGUAUUCUAUAUUUUUCGGUUAGAUUUUCUACUGGACAAAAACUGUUAACCCACCCUGGAGUGUCUGUAGUUAUAUAUAUUUGUAAUGGUGCUGUGUGGCGAAAUGACAAUCAGUGUUUAAUGUCUCCGAUUUAUAAAGGUCCUUUUGAGACUCAUGAAGAAAGAGACAACGCCAAGACUCAUGUUGUGCCCUUUAUGCAAAGUUGUUGACUAUAUUUCCUCAAUAAAGAGAGAAACUCUCCAUUGAAUCUUU
Messenger RNA from Triplophysa dalaica, 1874 nucleotides. RefSeq names its product 3-hydroxyisobutyrate dehydrogenase a (gene hibadha). The record is from RefSeq and is a predicted model, not a curated record. Gene Ontology annotation, molecular function: NADP binding; NAD binding; 3-hydroxyisobutyrate dehydrogenase activity. Gene Ontology annotation, biological process: L-valine catabolic process. Lineage: Eukaryota; Metazoa; Chordata; Actinopteri; Cypriniformes; Nemacheilidae. The transcript has 8 exons. Gene Ontology annotation, cellular component: mitochondrion. The coding region runs from base 61 to 1056 and encodes 331 amino acids.